AUGGCUGAUGAACAGGAGAUUCGGCAAUUGGAAUUACUUUGUAAGCAAUUGUAUGAAUCCCAAGAUACAAUAAUUCGAGGCGAUGCAGAAAAGUCCCUUGUGGUAUUUCAAGACGGUCCUGAUGCUCUUACGAAAUGUCAAGUUCUUUUGGACAGAGGCGACUCGUGCUACGCACAACUUUUAGCCGCUACCACCUUGACCAAGCUGGUCUCGAGAAGUGCUCAGGCUUUGAGUUUGCAGCAAAGGGUCGAUAUUCGAAAUUACAUACUAAAUUAUCUAGCUACAAGACCAAAACUACCAAAUUUUGUUGUUCAGGCCCUAGUCACUUUAUUUGCAAGAAUAACAAAACUAGGAUGGUGCGACACUCACAAGGACGAUUAUGUUUUCAGAAAUGUUGUUUCCCACAUUGGAAAGUUCCUACAGGGUUCGGUCGAGCACUGCAUGAUAGGCGUGCAGCUGCUGUCUCAGCUGACCUGCGAAAUGAAUCAAAUCUCGGAAGUCGAAGCCAACCGAUCGUUGACGAAGCAUCGAAAGAUCGCGUCGUCGUUCCGCGACAUGCAACUGUUCGAGAUUUUCCGUUUGUCCUGCACCCUGCUGGGGAACGCCCGCGAAAACUGCAAAAACCUCAACUUCAGCGACGAAAGUCAACACGGUUUGAUGACGCAGUUGCUUAGGCUCGCCCAAAAUUGCCUCACGUUCGACUUCAUAGGUACCUCGACGGACGAAUCGUCCGACGACUUGUGCACCGUGCAAAUCCCGACCAGCUGGCGCCCGGCCUUCCUCGACUUCACCACCCUCGAGCUCUUCUUCGAUCUCUACCACUCGCUACCCAACACCCUGUCUUCGCUGGCGCUCUCUUGCCUGGUGCAGAUCGCGUCGGUGAGGCGCAGCCUGUUCAGCAACGCGGAGCGCGCCAAGUUCCUCACGCACCUCGUCAACGGCGUCAAGCACAUCCUGCAGAACCCGCAGGGUCUGAGCGACCCGGCCAACUACCACGAGUUCUGCCGGCUGCUCGCGCGGCUCAAGAGCAACUACCAGCUCGGCGAGCUGGUCGUCGUCGACAACUACCCCGAGACGAUACAGGUGCUGGCCAAGUUCACCGUUCAAAGUUUACAACAGAUGUGGCAGUUCGCGCCCAACAGCGUGCACUACCUGCUGUCGCUGUGGCAGCGCAUGGUGGCCUCGGUUCCCUACGUGAAGGCCACCGAGCCGCACCUGCUCGAGACGUACACGCCCGAGGUGACGAACGCCUACAUCACCUCUCGGCUCGAGAGCGUCACGAUGGUGGUGCGCGACGGCAUGGAGGACCCGCUCGACGACCUCGGCAUGGUGCAGCAGCAGCUCGAGCAGAUGUCCGUCAUCGGCCGCUGCGAGUACCAGAAGACGUGCACGCUGCUCGUGCAGCUGUUCGACCGGACGGCCGGCGGAUACACGGAGCUGAUGGCCGCCGGCGCCGCCUCCCCCAUCGAGGUCACCAUACACGAAGGUCAGCUGACGUGGCUGGUGUACAUAAUCGGCUCGGCGAUCGGCGGCCGCGUCUCGUUCAACAGCAACGAGGACCACGACGCGAUGGACGGCGAGCUGCUCUGCAGGGUGCUGCAGCUGAUGAACCUGACGGACGCGCGGCUCGCGCAAGGCGGCUGCGAGAAGCUCGAGCUCUCGAUGCUCAGCUUCUUCGAGCAGUUCCGCAAGAUCUACGUCGGCGACCAGGUGCAGAAGAACUCGAAGGUGUACCGAAGGCUGAGCGAGGUUCUCGGGCUCAACGACGAGCCCACGGUACUGAGCGUCUUCAUCAGGAAAAUUAUCACGAAUUUGAAGUACUGGGGUCGCAGCGAGCCGGUGAUAAGCAAAACGUUGCAGCUGCUCAACGAUCUUUCGGUAGGCUACAGCUGCGUGCGCAAGCUGGUGAAGCUGGACGAAGUGCAGUUCAUGCUCAACAACCACACCAGCGAGCAUUUUCCGUUCCUGGGAAAUUCGGUUCCCGUCACGGAAAUGCGGCUGCGAUCCAUGUUUUACACUUCGCUGGGACGACUUCUUAUGGUCGAUUUAGGCGAGGACGAGGACCGAUUUCACACUUUCAUGUUGCCAUUGACAGCCGCAUUUGAAAGCAUAGGAACGGCCCUGGCGGCGGCGGACAGCCCCCUAUUCGCCAGCGAAGAAACUAAAAAGGCUCUGAUUGGCUUAGCCAGGGAUCUGAGGGGUCUGGCUUUCUCGUUCAACAUGAAAACAUCGUACAUGAUGCUCUUCGAUUGGGUGUAUCCGAACUACACGCCCAUACUUCUUCGAGCGGUGGAGCUCUGGUACCACGACCCCCACGUGACCACGCCCAUACUCAGACUGUUCGCCGAGCUGGUGCAAAACAGGUCGCAACGGUUGCAGUUCGACGUGUCCUCGCCCAACGGAAUUUUACUUUUCAGGGAGGCUAGCAAAAUACUUAGCAGUUACGGCAGUAGAAUAUUGAAUGUGGAGGUGGCAAAGGAGCAAACUUACCCAAUGAAACUGAAGGGCAUCUCGAUAUGCUUCUCCAUGCUGAAAGCAGCGCUGUGCGGCAGUUACGUGAACUUCGGAGUUUUUAGACUGUACGGAGAUGAAGCUUUAGAUAACGCGCUGAACAUUUUUGUGAAGCUGCUUUUAUCGAUUCCACAACCCGAUUUACUGGACUACCCGAAGCUUUCGGUGUCGUAUUACGCGCUUCUUGAGUGCCUUGCGCAAGACCACAUGGCUUAUCUGUCGACGCUGGAGCCUCGCGUGUUCCUCUACAUCCUGGCCUCGAUAUCGGAAGGGCUGACAGCGCUAGAUACUAUGAUUUGUACUGGCUGUUGCACUACUUUGGAUCACAUUGUUACCUUUAUUUUUAAACAGUUAACACAAAAGGUUUACCCGGGCAAAGAGCAACGCGCAGGGGUGCCGCCGAGCAGCGACAUGUUCCUGAAGGUGCUCGAGAUGCACCCGGAGAUCCUGCAGCAGAUCCUCAGCACCGUGUUGAACGUGAUCAUGUUCGAGGACUGCCGCAACCAGUGGUCGAUGUCGCGGCCCCUGCUCGGGCUCAUCCUUCUCAACGAGGACUACUUCGGGCGCAUGCGCGAGAGCAUAGUGGCCGGCCAGCCGCCCGACAAGCAGGCCGCGAUGGCGCAGUGGUUCGAGAACCUGAUGGACGGCAUCGAGAGGAACCUGCUCACCAAAAAUCGCGACAGAUUCACGCAAAACUUGUCGAUGUUCAGGAGAGACAUAAACGAUUCACUUAAAGGACCCAAUGUAAAUACAUCAACUGUUAGUGAUAUGAUGACGUCAUAG
Molecule: messenger RNA, 3294 nt
Organism: Brassicogethes aeneus
Lineage: Eukaryota; Metazoa; Arthropoda; Insecta; Coleoptera; Nitidulidae
Source: the annotation of a GenBank genome assembly